ACGUAACCAAUACGGAAGCGGAUGUGUUUGAACGGUAACCAACUGACAGCGUGUAGCACCACAGCUAGCUGUACUUGUAGUUAAUACUGUGGAAGUUAUCUGACAUAAACUUUUUGUAUACGCAUUUAAAAAAACAGAAAGGCAGUUUUUUUUUAUCAUGGAGUCAUUGCACGAGCUUCUAAGAGAUCCGAUAUAUUGGAUAGGUGUUGUCACAGUGGCCUGGCUGUCGCUGUGCACUCUGUGCUUUCUGAUAAAAGGGAUCCGUGUGUGGAUUGUGGGCAAUGAUAAUUUGGUCAGAGCCUCCAAACUCGGGAAAUGGGCAGUUGUGACUGGGGCCACCGAUGGAAUCGGAAAAGCCUAUGCGGAGGAGCUUGCUCGACGAGGUUUUGCUAUUGUUCUCAUCAGUCGUACACAGGAGAAGCUGGAUGAAGUGUCCAAAGCUAUCGAGAGCAAGUAUAACGUUGAGACCAAAACUAUUUCUGCCGACUUUGGAUCUGUCGACAUCUACCCCAAGAUUGAGUCUGGACUGGCUGGCCUUGAAAUAGGAGUUUUAGUUAACAAUGUUGGAGUGUCUUAUAGCUACCCAGAGUUCUUCCUCAACAUUCCUAAUGUUGAAAGCUUCAUCGACAAUAUGAUCAACAUCAACAUUAUGUCGGUUUGUCAGAUGACACGAUUGGUAUUGCCCAGGAUGGUUGAUAGGUCUAAAGGAGUGAUCUUGAAUAUUGCCUCGGCUAGUGGCAUGUACCCAGUUCCUCUCCUCACUCUCUAUUCUUCCACAAAGGCCUUUGUGGAUUUUUUCUCUCGUGGACUUGAUGCUGAGUACCAAAGUAAAGGGGUCAUUGUACAGAGUGUGCUGCCAUUUUUUGUGACAACCAAAUUGAGCAAGAUCAAGAGAGCCUCUCUUGACAUUCCCACUCCUGAACGCUACGUCAAAGCCCAGCUGAGCACUGUGGGCCUGCAAUCACAGUCUAACGGCUACCUACCCCAUGCCAUCAUGGGCUGGGUGACCACUUCUCUACUUCCUACAAAACUUCUGAACAAAUACGUCAUGAGCAUGGGGUUGUCCCAGCGUGCCCGCUUUCUGAAGAAACAGAAGCAAGGUUAGAAGAGGAAAAAUGAACAGGCUGAAGGAUGGAGGGAUGGUGUGACAUAAUGGGGAAGAAGGGACCAAUCAGAAAUUUGAAUCUCUUCCCUUUUGCUAUCAUGGGCCAAGAGCCGUCUCACCAAACUGUUCCUUAUAUGUCUGUCUGUUUCCAUUAAACUAGUUUGAGCCAAACAAUGAAUUUUCCAGACAAUAGAGUGGUGUAUUGAGCUUUGGAGAGUUGUAGCUAACCAAAACAUGAUUGCUUGAACAGGAUGGCCAACAUUUCUUAUUAGUUUGACUAAAUAAUGAUGGCUACAGAAUAGCUUUGUAAUGCUAUUUGUAAUGCAACAAUCGCUAAGCACUGAUUAAAUUCCUAGUCAUUAACUACCUUUCUAGUAAAAGUCAUCUGUUGAACAUAAGUUAUCAGAAACAUGUUUCCAAUUUGAAUGAAAUAUCCAUUUGCAUUAAAAGCAUGAUCAUCCCUAUUUCUGCAUUUUUUUUUAAACCUUGGAGAACCCACGGGGUCAAAUUUGGCCGCUGUUAAUUACUGCUACCCAAAACCUUCUUUUGUUCUCCAGGGUUAAAAAUUGGUCAGGAUGACUGAACUGCAAAGAGAUGUCUACAAAUGGUACAUUUAUAAUCUUCCAUCUGACUCUGCAGUUAUUUACAAGCUAUAUAAACUACUUCUGCUUAUCACAGAUGGCACUAUGAAUUUUAAUUCAAAAGAGAUACGGCUUUAUUGCACUAACACUGUUGUGAAAAAUGUAUGUCCUUUAUGUUGUGCAUUAGAAAUGUUUUCAACUGAUUAUUAACUUUGUAAUGCUGGUACUGCUGAUGUUAGGAUGCAAAUUUCAGUGAAAUGUACUGUAUAAUAAGGUAAACGGUUUAUUUGGUAUGGAAAAUUAAAGCUUAGGCCUCAGUUCCGUUAUUAAAUCUGUCAUUGGCCGUGCACUGUUUUCACUAAAACAACUCUAUACUAUACACAGUAUUCCUAAACCAUGUGAUAUUUUUCAGGUUUCAGUGUGAAUAACUUUUACGUAAUGUCAGUGUAAAGUCUUCAACCACAGAGUGGAGAGAACAACAGCAGCACUUGACUGUAAUGCUGAAGGAUCCAUACAGUAUGUUUGUUUCUGAAUUAAUUUUGCAUUUCAAAUAAAAUAAUUUCUUUCUAAUAA
Molecule: messenger RNA, 2259 nt
Organism: Misgurnus anguillicaudatus (oriental weatherfish)
Lineage: Eukaryota; Metazoa; Chordata; Actinopteri; Cypriniformes; Cobitidae
Gene: hsd17b12b
Product: hydroxysteroid (17-beta) dehydrogenase 12b
Cellular component (GO): endoplasmic reticulum
Molecular function (GO): oxidoreductase activity
Source: RefSeq, a predicted model, not a curated record